UGUCAUCAGAACCUUCCGUCUCUCGGCCACUCCCUCCUGCUAUCUACCCAUGAUCCUCCAACAUUCCCUCAUGGACGAGGAAGAAGAGGAGAGGGAGGAGGAGGAGGAGGUGGAGGAAGAGGAAGAGGAGGACAGGGAGGAAGAGGAAGGUGAUGAGGAGCAGGAAGCUUUCUCAUGCCCCGCCCCUUGCUCGUCAGAUCUGACCAAUCAGCUGCUUCGGUUUGCUGACACCAUCAGCCGGGACGUCAUGCGAUAUUUUGGCUGUCGCCACGACGACCCGGACGCCUGUGACAUCUACAGCGACAAUGACCGCAUCUCCACAGCAACAAGCGGACAACGGCGUUACUAUGAUGACCUGGUAAGGAUGGCAACAGGAAGCCCGGAGUCCGUGUCUAGGGCUGGCAAUCACCAAGGACCGUGUGUUUCUGUUGCCGGGGGUGAUGGAAGUCUGGGUCCGUUGGCCGAGUUGUUUGACUGUCGGAUUGGGCCCAGCCAGGGACGAUGUCGUCCAAUGAACAAGAGACACCUCCCUCUCAGCUUCUGGAACGAGCCAAUCCCCUGCCUCCCUGUGGGCACGCUCAUUAGUCCUGACAAUACACGCACACACCACAACACACACUCACAUGACAACACGACCUCACACGACAACACGCACACACACCCGGACUUCAGUGACCUGCUUGCUUACUGGGACCCCAAUCCUGACCUCACUCACACACACACUGACCUCACACACACUGACCUCACACACACUGACCUCACACACACUGACCUCACACACAUACAGACACCGAUCUGACGGUGACACACUGACCACACACACAUACAGACACCGAUCUGACGGUGACACACUGACCUCACACACAUACAGACACCGAUCUGACGGUGACACACUGACCUCACACACAUACAGACACCGAUCUGACGGUGACACACUGACCUCACACACAUACAGACACCGAUCUGACGGUGACACACUGACCUCACACACAUACAGACACCGAUCUGACGGUGACACACUGACCUCACACACAUACAGACGCCGAUCUGACGGUGACACACUGACCUCACACACAUACAGACACCGAUCUGACGGUGACACACUGACCUCACAAACAUACAGACACCGAUCUGACGGUGACACACUGACCUCACACACAUACAGACACCGAUCUGACGGUGACACACUGACCUCACACACAUACAGACACCGAUCUGACGGUGACAC
Messenger RNA from Oncorhynchus kisutch (coho salmon), 1228 nucleotides. Its product is annotated as protein PERCC1-like. NCBI's taxonomy places the organism in Eukaryota, Metazoa, Chordata, Actinopteri, Salmoniformes, Salmonidae. The record is from RefSeq and is a predicted model, not a curated record. The transcript is spliced from 2 exons. The coding region runs from base 50 to 799 and encodes 249 amino acids.